UGCGCUCUUGUGUGUAAACUGUCUUCUACUUCCAUUAAUUUAAUAAAAAAAAAGAAAACACGGGCAGGGAGUGUUAAAGUUGUUAAAAAAAGUGUAGUUUUGUUAAUAUUUACUAGUCUAAUGUUAAUUAUUAUUAAAUCGAUACGUAAACAUUAAAAUUAAAUGUUUUAUUUGUUCAAAAACUGCUCAUGUCAUACACCGGAAGUGCAUAGCUCUGAUGGUCAUACAUAAGUCUAUUGGUGCACAGGUGCAACUAUUGCAAAUAGCUUCAACACGAGACAUGACUCCUUCAUCGUAAUAUUUUUUUAGUCUAAAAGUUGUUUUCUUUUUUAUUACAAAACCUCACAAUAUAUUAUAAAAAUAAAUAAAGACAGUGCUAAGUUUGAAAGUUCUAAAACUCACUCACCUACAUUCUACUUGUCUACAUUUCUCAAAGAAUUUACCAUCGCUGGCUGAGUAUUAAAAAGCUCAUCUGACAUCGAAUUGUAUUUGUUGAAAAUAUAAACAGACGAAAACAUAAGGCAUCACCAUGUCACUGACCGACAAAGUAUUCUUUCAGCUGUCAAUCAGCGUCAGCAAAGCCCUCAAUCCAAUGGAAACACCACUCAAACUUAAACACGCAAGAUCAGCAAUUAUAUCAACUCAUCGAACCAAAGAGACCAAAUCGUUUUGGGCUGUUGUUACAAAACAACCAUUGAUGGAAAAUCAAUUUACAGCAUGGAAAUUUUGUCAUCUAGUACAUAAAGUAUUACGGGAAGGUCACCCAAGUGCACUUAAACAUUCACGCAGUCAUAAGCAAAUGAUACACGAAAUGGGAAAACUCUGGGGGCAUUUACAAGACGGAGUUGGUAGUUGUAUACAAGCGUAUACAAAACUUAUCGUAACCAAAUUGGAGUUCCACGAAAAAAACCCUAAUUUUCCCGGAAGCUUAUUGAUCGACUUCAAAGAUCUCGAAAGAGUAGCUGGUGAUGAUAUAAAUUUUUACUUUCAAUUAGGAGUAGAAAUAUUCGAUUAUCUUGACGAUAUAAUUGCAUUGCAAACCAAAGUUUUUACAUCAAUAAAUACAUUCAGAAUGUCAUCCAUGACGCCGCAAGGUCAAUGCCGUCUUGCUCCAUUAAUUCCCCUUAUCCAGGACUCCAAUCCUCUCUACGAUCUAUCAGUACGUCUUAUGUUUAAGUUGCACGCUAACUUACCAAAUGAUAUUUUAACCGGACACCGUGACCGUUUUCGAAUAGUUUUUAAUCAAUUGAAAACAUUCUAUGAUGCCGUCCGUCCGUUACAAUAUUUUGCCGAUUUGAUACAAGUUCCACAUCUUCCACCACAUGCACCAAAUUUCUCAUCCAGUGUAGACUUUGGUAGCUACAUACCUCCAGUUGUGGUUGUUCCUCCUGAACCAGAACCAAUUGUUGAUAAUUUAGUUGAUGUAAGCGUAGAACAGAUGCAAAACAAUCGUGUAGAAACCCCAGAAAAUCCCCAAAUCGAUUUCGAGCGUUUACUGCAAGACAGAGAGGAAUUCAUACGCGAACUUCAAUUCGAAAUUGAACGAUUGAGGACAUGUGUUAAAUCCAUGACAAUAACACAUCGAGAUGAAUUGAAUAACUUGGAGGAACAAAUCUCUAGAUUAAAUUCAGAAUUAGCUAAUGCUAACGAAGAGUUAGUCACUAUGAGAAUUUUAAAAGAUGAUCUUGAAUUAAAACUCCAAACUGCACCAAUUCUUGAACAAAAAGCUACUGCAGAACACGAAAGAGCCAACAUUACGGAAGAAAAAUUCAACAAACUCAAGAAUAUGUACACGCAAAUUCGGGAGGAACAUAUAAAUUUACUGAGGCAGCAUGCAGAAGCUUCAAAGCAACUUAACACAAUUAAAAAACAAAACACCGAAUUAGUUGCAGAAAAGGAAUUAAUUAAGGUCCAAUUAGAUGAAUUUGCAGAAAAGCAAAUUGAAUAUGAACAAGUAUUAAGCAAAACCACAGAACUUGAGAACCAAACAAAAGAUCACAGCGUGAAGUAUGAAAAUCUUUGUGAAGAACAUAAAAGUCUUCAGCGUCGUUUCGAUGAUCUGCAAGUUGAUAAAUCCGCCGAAAUAGCUGAACUCAAAGAAAAAUCCGCUAUGCUAGAAAAUCAAAUUAUUCAAUCAAAAUCAGAUGCUAAUGCUUCUUUGGAGCAAAUUCAAAGUGAGCUAUCAUCGAAAAGAGAAGAAUGUGUUCAGUUAUCAGCUCAAUUAGUACGUUCAAAUGAGGAACAUGAACAAAUUGUGAAUGAAUUGAAGACCACAAAUAAGGAUUACGAAACAAAAAUUGAAGCCCUUAAUAGUGAAAUUCAGAAUGCAACAUCAAAAAAAGAAGAACUUAUGUUAUCCCAAGCGAAACUUGAACAGAAGAGCAAGGAACUUGAAAGUGAUUUUCAAGAACAAAUUCAGAAGCUUGAAAAUGCAAUACAAGAGAACAAUGUUAAACAUGACGAAGAAUUUAAAACUUGUAAAUUGCAGUUUGAGACCAGCCUCAAUACUAAGACUCUAGAAAUGGAACAAGAAAUUUCAAAAAGAACCGAUGAGCUAAAGACAGUUAAGACCAAUCUCGAAAGGUUAUCAGAAGAAAAAACUUCUCUGGAAUGUGAUAUACAAGAUUUAAUUCACCAGCAAUCAGAACUUGACAAUAAAUACAAACAGUCCUUGGAAACAAUAGCGUCACUGCAAUCAACUUUAUCCGCUACCGAAAUUCAUGGUGAAAGUGCCCUUCGAGCUUUGUUAGAAGCUUGCAUACGAUCUUCGGAAAAAUUAGCAAUUCGUGCUAAUACCGAAAAAGAGUUUUCAAAUGUUGCAGGAACUUCUACGUAUUUCAUGAUGUUAGCCGAAGAAUUACAAAACACACUCAAUGAACUUCAGAUUGUAUACGAAAAAUAUUCGGAUGAUAAAUCAGCAGUUGAAGGGUUUUCCCGAAAAAUUGUCCUCACAGGACAUUUACUUUCAAUCAUUCAAAUUCAAGGAAUGACUGUUUGUAAUACCGCAGCAGAUAUUGAAGCUGGUGAAGAAAUAUGCAAAAAGUUAAAAACAUUAGACACGGAUAUCAAUUCAAUGUAUCAGGCACUAUUGCAAUUAUCGGAACCUUCAGUUGUUCUUCCGAAAAUUGUCACUUUGAAGGAGAAAAUAACAAGUAUAACGGGAAUGAUACAUGAUUUAAGUACGAAAUCUGAUCCAAGUGGUCAAUUGGGAGAUUUAGUGGAAAAUGAAUUAGCAACUAUGGAUAAAGCAAUUGAAGAAGCAGCUUCGAAAAUUGUCGAACUACUUUCCAGCUCGCGAGCUUUAGAUUCUGGCAUUAAAUUGGAAGUAAAUGAACGUAUUUUAGAUGCUUGCACGAGCCUUAUGCAGAGUAUCCGGAUUUUGGUUCAAAGAGCAAAAUCAUUACAAGCAGAAAUAGUUGCCCUUGGAAAAGGAAGUGCAUCAGCCAAAGAGUUUUAUAAAAGAAACAACCAAUGGAGUGAAGGCCUUAUAUCUGCAGCUAAGAGUGUAGCAACUGGUGCAAAUCUUCUAGUAGAAGCCGCCAACAAAGCAGUAUCCGGGGAAGCAAAACAUCACUUAGACAUCAUUGUAGCUGCUCAAGAAAUAGCAGCAUGUACUGCCCAAUUAGUUGUAGCCAGUCGUGUUAAGGCUCCUCGAAAUAGCCAAAAAUUAAACGACCUUUCUACAGCAUCACGAAAUGUCACCCAAGCAACCGGUACUGUUGUUGCAACAGCCAAAGACUGUAGUCAACAUUUAGAAGAUUCUAAAGACUUCGAUUUAAGCAAACUGACAGUACAUCAAGCUAAAACAUUUGAAAUGGAAAUUCAAGUUAAAGUAUUAGAGCUCGAGCAGGCUUUACAAACCGAACGACUUAGAUUAGCAGCAUUCCGUAGGAAAAAUUAUAGAAAUGAUUGUGAUUAAUUUUUUUCAUUAUAUUGUUAAGCAUUUAUUUAAAAGUAAAAAAAAAACCAUUUCAUAAAGUAUGUUGUUAAAAACAUACAAGUUUAUUGUGUAGACAACAAUAAAUGAUGAUAAUAAUUGAUUAUGAUGAUGAGAUAUUGUAAAAUAUGGUUACUUUUUUUGUAUUUUUAUGUUUAAGCAAAGUUAAAAAAUUUUAUAUUCAAACAAAAUAUAAAAAUUAUUAUAUUUUUACAUUGUUAACAUCGAAAUUAUUUUUCAAUUUCAAAUAUUUUUACACACAUACCCUACCCAUGUUAUGUAGGGUAUAAAUUGUUCUAUUUUUAAUUGUCAAUAACGUUUAUCUAUUUAUUAUUAAAACAAAAAUACGAAAAUAUACCCAAUCGAACGAAUUUUAUUUGUAUAAUAUAUUUAUUAUUAUCAUUCAAAAAUAAAAUUAAACGAAAUAAAAAUAAAAUACUACUUCACACAAGACUGCCAAUCAGAAAAAGAAAAAAAAACAUAAUUAAGUAAUUGAAUUUCUUUUACAAAAAUAUAACAACACCGGUUACCUUCAUUUUCUAAAAAAUUGACAGAAAAUAGUUUUGCAAAUAAUUUUUUACUAAACAUUUAUGACACAAAAAAUUUGUUCUUGGGAUAUUAUAAAAUAAAGUUAAAAACAAAUUAAAAUACAAAUACAAUAAAUGCAGAAUGUGACUUAAAUUAAAAAAUAAAAUUGUGUUUUUAUUUUUCACUUCUUUGAUUAGGAGAGCUUUCAAUUUAGGAUAAAUGCCAAGAUAAAACAUUUCAUUGCAUAAUUUAAUGUAUUUUCCAAAGCUAAGAAGUUU
Molecule: messenger RNA, 4743 nt
Organism: Eupeodes corollae
Lineage: Eukaryota; Metazoa; Arthropoda; Insecta; Diptera; Syrphidae
Gene: Hip1
Product: huntingtin-interacting protein 1
Exons: 9
Coding region: 530-3919 (1129 amino acids)
Biological process (GO): endocytosis; actin filament organization; clathrin coat assembly
Cellular component (GO): clathrin-coated vesicle; actin cortical patch
Molecular function (GO): clathrin-cargo adaptor activity; phosphatidylinositol-3,5-bisphosphate binding; actin filament binding
Source: RefSeq, a predicted model, not a curated record